This is a messenger RNA of Oncorhynchus keta (chum salmon), 1217 nucleotides long. Its product is annotated as zona pellucida-like domain-containing protein 1. The transcript has a single exon. Bases 1 to 1161 code for a protein of 386 amino acids. Lineage: Eukaryota; Metazoa; Chordata; Actinopteri; Salmoniformes; Salmonidae. Gene Ontology annotation, cellular component: cell surface. The record is from RefSeq and is a predicted model, not a curated record.
AUGGGCGCAAAGAACAGUCAACUACAAUUAAUUGACUGUGGAACAAACUUAAGACGACCACAAUACACUGACAUCUCGGUAACUUGUGGAACCAAAUCUAUUGGCCUGGCUAUCCUCAUCUGCCCAGCCAUGUACACUGGCUACAACGAGUCCCUGCUUAUCCUCAACCACGUCACGAAUGGCCCAGCCUGCAAGGGAACCUUAGAUCAAAGUGUGAUUCCACCUGUCGUGAGGUUUGAAUUCCCCCUCAACACAACCAAUUCCUGUGGCAGCCUCUUCAGGACAAUCAGCGCCGCAGGCACAGGGAUAUUCUCUGACUUCUCCAACCUCCAGACAGUCAAUAUCAGUGGUGUGGUCCGAUCAUAUGAUCCCACCACAGGGCCAGUCACUUACAACACUGAGUUGAAGUAUUAUUACUCCUGUGCCUAUCCCUUAGAGUACCUGACCAACAACACCCAGAUUGAUACGUCGGCAUCUUCCAUUGCGAUUAAGGACAACAAUGGUACUUUCAUCAGCACUUUGAGUCUUAAUCUUUUCAGCGAUGACAACUACAUUUCGCCCUUAAUCAUUCCGAAACAGGGUCUUGAGCUGAGGACCGAAAUCUACACUCGAGUCCAAGCCACCAACCUGACCUCCCGUUACCAUGUGUUCCUGGACCAAUGCUACGCCUCCAUUUCUCCACAACCCGACAGUGACGACUCCACCGUCUUCAACCUGUUUGUCCCUUGCAACGUCGACCCGUUGACCGUCAUCAAGGAGAACGGAGAGAGUCAACACGCCUGCUUCUCCUUCCCGGCCUUCCGCUUCAUGGAGCAACCAAAUGAGAUGAUGUCCACCUACUUCCUCCACUGCAUCACCCGUCUCUGUGAGGAGAGCACCUGCAGUACUCUUAAACAAUGUACCAACCGGAGGAGAAGGAAUGCCGUUCCCGACGGAGUGACAGGGUACACAACCAUUAGCUCUACUCCUAUCACCAUCAGAGCAGAAAGAGUUGUGGCAAUAAAAGAACAGGAGACUGCCAGCAACAACUCAGACACUUCUACAGGACUUGGUGUGGCAGUGGGCUUUCUGGCAUUCGUCUGCAUUAUUGUCAUGAUAAUGGCAGCAGUCUUCUACAGGACACUCAAACCAUUAAAAAGGGGGUUGACUGCUCCACCUUGAAUGAGUUGAAAUAUGGGUCAGCAAGACAGACGGCGUUGUCCCUUUAAAUACAGGUC